AUGAAGUCACACUCACACCUUGGUGAUGAAGCUCCAAUUAUUGGAGAUGACAAGAUGAUCAAUUGGGAAGAAAGGGCUUUUGCUGAAGACGCAGCUAGGAUUCUUGGCGGGAGCAUGUGGCCUCCAAGAUCUUACUCUUGCACCUUUUGUAAGAGAGAGUUCAGGUCUGCUCAAGCUCUUGGGGGUCACAUGAAUAUCCACAGAAGGGACAGGGCUAGGCUCAAACAAAAUCUAAGCCCUCAUCACAAUGAACCCCUUCAUCAUCAUCAUCACAAAAUUGAUGAUUGCAUCAAAUCCUUAUUGAGUAAUAAUCGUCAUUUUUCUGCACCAGAGAUCUCCACCCAGAUAGAUUGCGGUCUUUCUCGUGCUCUUGAUUAUUCUAGCCAAGCAACUACAAUUACAACAACCAGAUCACUGUCAUGUAUAUCUACACAAGAAAAAUGUGGUCAGCAUAAAUUUUCACCUUCUUCUUCAAUUAUCUUGGAUCAUACGGGGUCUCCUAAUUCAGAACAAGAAAGGGAGGUCAAAGCAAAGGAGUACAAUUUUAAUGGCUUGGGAUGUGGUAAUUAUGUUGAAACACGUUUGUCUGUGGGUCUGACUUCCAUGUUUGGCAAAAAUUCAUCGCCAACCGUUCCUUGUGGGGACAGACCCAACAUCAGUUGCAAGAGACUAAAGACUAUUCCUCUCUUCCUCGGACCAUGUUCAAAUGAUAAGGGCCUGGCUUUUCAACCUGUGGAAAUCUCACUUGGACUUGGUCAUGGAAUGGAAGACUUGGAUCUUGAACUCAGGCUAGGGAAACAACAGAAACUUAAGUAG
Sphenostylis stenocarpa is the source of this 816-nucleotide messenger RNA. The record is from the annotation of a GenBank genome assembly. NCBI's taxonomy places the organism in Eukaryota, Viridiplantae, Streptophyta, Magnoliopsida, Fabales, Fabaceae.